AAAAGCGCUUACGGCGUACUCUCUGGCUGGUGCGUCGCGCAACGGACAGCAAACAGGUGGAAUCGUCAACAAAGGCAGCCAGCUGCCAGCGCUGCCUCAGCCAAGAGCAAUGUCAAAGCAGCUGCAGCAACAGGAAGAACUGAAUACAGACCCCACGUCCGACUACGAGGAGCAGCAGGAGUUGGAUCAGCAGGCGGAGCAGGACGAGUAUGAUCCGCUGUCCAAUCUGCUGCGCCUGCAGCUGCGCAAGCCCAGCCACUGGAACUGGGAGCUGAGCACCUCGCGCAGCUGCAGCAACAUAGCACUGCCCCGCAUACUGCUCUACGACCACACGGGCGCGCUGCUGGUGAACGCGGAUGGGCACAGCGAGCAGACCUACCGCCCCAGCAGCGCGCAGGACUGCAGGCGCAAGCGGGCCUCGAGCAGCCUCAGCAGGAGCCUGCAGCAGGCGCGACUCGCCGGCAGGCUAAAUGGCCUCAGCAUAGGCGAGGCGACGGCCAGCAGCGAGGCGCACUCGCUCGUGAGGCAGCAGCUGGCCGGCAGCUGCAUUGAGUUCAGCACCCACGAGCUGCCCGACUGGCGGCCGCGUGAGGGGGACAGCUCGCGACGCUCGAGCUCGCUGCGCGGCGAGCGGCUGCCGGUGGAGGCGUACCCCACGCCGCCGUCCACGUCGACGCUGACCACUACGGCGAACUCCUCCUCGUCCGGUCCGCGGGAGAAGCGUCGCUAUCGACGCUCGCAUAGCUCCGGCCAGCACUCGAUUCUGGAGCGGUUCAGCAUGACGCGCGGGCGGCACUCAUCGCCCGAGUUCGCCCAGGAGCAGGAGCUGGAGCACAGGCCGCGCUACUACCUCUGCAGCAGCAAGGCGGGCACGCUCGUCGUCCAGGAGGACAGCUUCAGUCGCGUGCGGCAGCGCCGCCGCCGGCAGCGGCACUCCUCCACCGAGAACGUGCUGUCACCUCAGGCCAAAAGCCCCGCGGAUAGCGACGUGCAGGUCACGGCGCACAAGCGUCAACAGUCGCAGCUGCGCUGCCGGCAGGCGCCACCAUUAACAUCCGACGAGGACGCCGAUGCCCCAGGCCAGGGCCAGGGCCAGGGCCCCAAGCCACAGUCGAGGCACUCGCGUUGCAGGCGUGGCAAGCGCGCUUGCGGCAAGGAUUCGCCGGCGCCAGAGCUCAUCACAGUCGAUCCAGGCAACUGCAUCUAUCGAGCGGAGCCCUGUGCGACGCAGCGCUGACUCUCGGACGGGAUACACGGAUAAUUAUGCUCACGUGAGCAUCGAGACGACUUACUGUUAUUUAUUUAUAUCAUCUUCAUAUAUGGGCCACCUCCUGCUUUGUUUUGGUCUUGAGAGCCAACUCUAUGUAAAUUAACGCAAAUAAAAACAAGAACACAAACAGU
Molecule: messenger RNA, 1401 nt
Organism: Drosophila navojoa
Lineage: Eukaryota; Metazoa; Arthropoda; Insecta; Diptera; Drosophilidae
Source: RefSeq, a predicted model, not a curated record